AUGGCGAUAGUCCCAGCUCCGCUGCUGACCUUCACGGCACUUUCCCUCCUCUACUCCGCCGCCCAAACCGCCGCCACCGGCGAAUUUUUCUUGUCUACACCGCUGCCAUACCAGCACCUCUCAUCCGCUUGGCUCCUCGAGCCAAUCCUAGCAAACCUCGGCUUCCAUGAGCUCUCCAUGGCCGUCAACGGACUCUCCGACUUCCCCGCCGUUGCCCACUGGGACGGCCCCACUACUCUCUUCGCUCCCUCGGAUGCCGCCGUCGAGUCCUGCUUCUCCUGCUCCGUCCCUCGGAUCCUCGCCGAACACAUGGUUCCCGGCCUCUUCUCUUCCAGCGAACUCCGGGAUCUCGCAGCUCACGGCACCAGGAUCGAGACCAUGAACCCCGGCCACUGCAUCACCCUCAGCUCAGACAGCGCCGCCGUGAUCAACAACCAGGGCCGAGUCUUCGUCGACGCCGCCGAGAUCACACAUCCCGAUAUGUUCAACAACGGCCUGAUGAUCGUGCACGGGCUCGGGGACCACCUCGUCUCUCUGCUUCACCCGCUGUCCUGCUCCUCCACCGCGAGAUCUCGAUCUCCACCGCCGUUCCUGGAGCCGCCCGUGACGGCCGCCGCAUCUAAUCCUCGGCUCGUUAUGAGCCUGAUGCUCCGGGAUGCGAUGGUCCGGCUGAACACGGGCGGGUUCGCCGUCCUGGCGCUGGCCCUGAGGGAGAGGUUCGAGGACCUCGUUGCGCUCCAGAACGCGACGCUCUUCGCCAUGGAGGACCGCUCGGUGUUCUCCGACCCCCGGAACUACGCCGGCAACGUCUGGUUCCACAUCGUCCCCAACCGGUUCCUCGCCAUCGGAGACCUCGCCAGCCUCCCCGUGGGGUCCACGCUGGAGACGAUGGAGAGGGGGAGGAAUCUGGUGGUGACGAGCUCAGGCGAGCUCUCCUCCGCCCUGCAGAUCAAUGGCGUACGUGUCAAGAUCCCGGAGGUGGUGAAGAACGCGAGGCUGGUGGUCCACAGCAUCUUCCUGCCCUUUGUUCAGCUUCGAUCUGGGCCGUCCAUUGACAACGUGAUCGACGGCGGCGGGGAGGUCGACGUCAACCGGACGGCUCCCGGGUCGCCGCCAACGCCUCGCCAGUCCAUCGAAGAUCAAGAGGGAUGUGGGCUGGGCCCCACAGCAGUUGAGGAUUCCCAUGGGCUUUGA
Molecule: messenger RNA, 1194 nt
Organism: Punica granatum (pomegranate)
Lineage: Eukaryota; Viridiplantae; Streptophyta; Magnoliopsida; Myrtales; Lythraceae
Source: RefSeq, a predicted model, not a curated record